Molecule: messenger RNA, 1167 nt
Organism: Penicillium expansum
Lineage: Eukaryota; Fungi; Ascomycota; Eurotiomycetes; Eurotiales; Aspergillaceae
Product: Winged helix-turn-helix transcription repressor DNA-binding
Exons: 5
Coding region: 1-1167 (388 amino acids)
Molecular function (GO): O-methyltransferase activity
Source: RefSeq, a predicted model, not a curated record
AUGGACUCCAUCAUUGCUCAGAUCAAAGCCAUCGCUCAAAACACCGAUGAAGCCGGUCGGUUGAACAUCAUUCAGUCACUCAAACGAGUGAAAGUUGAACUUCAAUCUCCACAAGAUACCUUCCUAGAGCUUGCAGUACCGGGACUAACGAGUGCAAUACUCCGAAUCAGUGCAGAUCUGGGACUCCUUCGCUCUCUCGCAGGAACUAAUCAAUCCUUGAAUGUCACACAAAUUGCAGAUCUGACUGGCGCUUCUCCUCCAUUCCUAGAAAGAAUUCUUCGUUACCUAGCUGCAGUGGACAUGAUCAAGGAGACUGGAGUCAAUGAGUACACGGCAAACGGCAUCACUCAUGUUUUGGCUGACCCUAAGGGUGAGGCCAUGAUAUACCACGGAUACGACACGAUUGGACCUGUUAUGCAAGCGAUGCCUGAUUUUUUCGCUGAAAACAACUAUAAAGAUGUCACUGUCAAUACCAACACCCCGUUCCAGAAAGCCCACAACACCAAACUCACAUCAUUCGAGUGGCUUGUCCAGCAACCAAAGCACUUUGAAAACCUGCAAAAGAUCAUGACUGCACUUCAAGGAUCAGAAUGGACCGAGGGGUUUGAUCUUUUCAACGAUGAAGCCCGUAAGAUUCCAUCCAAGGUUUCAUCUACCCCACAGGGUUCAGAGAAACCCUUCUUCGUCGACGUUGGUGGCGGCCAUGGUCACCAAUGUAUCGAGCUUGGAAAGAAGUAUCCCAAUCUCCUAGGUUACCUUGUUCUCCAGGACUUGCCAGAGGCAGUGAAGGAUCUCGCUCCUAUUGAUGGCGUAAAGGCUGAGGCCUAUGACUUUUUCCAACCGCAGCCUAUCAUUGGCGCCAACUUCUACUAUCUCCGCAGAAUCAUGCAUGAUUGGCCCGACGACAAAGCUGCAAUGAUCCUCCGCAAUAUUCGCGGUGCCAUGAGCCCCAACUCGCGGGUCUUGAUCGAUGAUGCCAUCCUGCCAGAUACUGGCGCCAACUGGCAAUCGGCCUUGGCCGAUCUUGCCAUGAUGACCUUUGCUGGUAAAGAGCGGACCAAGAAGCAGUGGGAGGCACUUGCAGAAAGCGCGGGCUUGCGUGUGGAACAGAUUCAUACUUACGUUGCUUCAACUUAUACCGCCAUUCUCGUGUUGGUCGUCCAGUGA